Puma concolor (puma) is the source of this 819-nucleotide messenger RNA. The record is from RefSeq and is a predicted model, not a curated record. Lineage: Eukaryota; Metazoa; Chordata; Mammalia; Carnivora; Felidae.
GCCAUCGUCCGGGCCAUGGAUACUUUGGGCAUCGAAUAUGGUGACAAAGAGAGAAAGGCCGACGCCAAGAUGGUGUGUGAUGUGGUGAGUCGGAUGGAAGACACCGAGCCCUUCUCCGCAGAACUGCUCUCGGCCAUGAUGCGGCUCUGGGGUGACUCAGGAAUCCAGGAAUGCUUCAACAGGUCUCGGGAGUAUCAGCUCAACGAUUCCGCCAAAUACUACCUGGACAGCCUGGAUCGGAUCGGGGCCGCCGACUACCAGCCCACCGAGCAGGAUAUCCUCCGAACCAGGGUCAAAACCACUGGCAUCGUGGAAACCCACUUCACAUUCAAGAACCUCCACUUCAGGCUGUUCGACGUCGGGGGCCAGCGAUCUGAACGCAAGAAGUGGAUCCACUGCUUUGAGGACGUCACAGCCAUUAUCUUCUGUGUCGCGCUCAGCGGCUAUGACCAGGUGCUCCAUGAAGACGAGACCACGAACCGCAUGCACGAGUCCCUGAAGCUUUUCGACAGCAUCUGUAACAACAAAUGGUUCACAGACACGUCCAUCAUCUUGUUUCUUAACAAGAAGGACAUAUUUGAAGAGAAGAUCAAGAAGUCCCCGCUAACCAUCUGCUUCCCUGAAUACACAGGCCCCAGUGCCUUCACAGAGGCCGUGGCUUACAUCCAGGCCCAGUACGAGAGCAAGAACAAGUCAGCCCACAAGGAGAUCUACACCCACGUCACCUGUGCCACUGACACCAACAACAUCCAGUUUGUCUUUGACGCCGUGACGGACGUCAUCAUCGCCAAAAACCUCCGGGGCUGUGGCCUCUACUGA